GCUUCCAGCGGCAGUGAGGAUUUUGGUGUUUACCCCAAGAGCAGAAGAACUGCUCUUCUGCCUCUCAUAAUUACCUGACUGCAUCCUCUUCUCCUCCACCCACUUGGGAGCCCCUCUGGGCAGAUUGUUCACUUUCAAAGCACACAGGCUUUGCUUGGGGGAGAGCUCAGUGAAGGAAGGAUGGACUGAUGAAUGGACAGACAGAUGGGACUGGAAAGUGACAUGGCAAAAGGAAAUUGUGUGAAUUACAUGCUGGCUCUGGGUAACCUGAACUUUACUGUCCCGCAUCACUGUUUCCCUCUAGCCAUUCCCAUCAAGUUCUCGGAAAAGCAGCAGGCUUCUCACUAUCUCUAUGUGAGGGAACACAGAGUUCGAGAAGGCACCCAGUCUACCUGGCCUCAGAAGCGUACCCUUUUUGUCCUCAACGUGCCCCCAUACUGCACAGAGGAAUGCCUGUCACGCCUCCUGUCUCCCUGUGGCCACGUCCGGUCUGUGGAGUUGCAGGAAAAGCCGGAUCUUGCCGAGAGCCCAAAAGAGCCAAAGUCAAAGUUUUUUCAGCCCAAGUCUGUUCCGGGGUUCCAGGUAGCCUAUGUGGUGUUUCAGAAGCCAGGAGGAGUGUCAGCUGCUUUGACCCUGAAGGGCCCUUUGCUGGUGUCUACAGAGAAUCACCCUGUGAAGACUGGCAUUCACAAGUGGAUCAGUGACUGUGAAGAUUCAGUGCUUGAUCCUGAGGCGCUGAGGGUCGAGGUGAACACAUUCAUGGAGGCAUACGACCAGAAGAUAGCUGAGGAGGAGACUAAAGCCAAAGAGGAGGAAGGAGUGCCUGACGAGGAGGGCUGGGUGAAGGUGACCCGUCGGGGCCGACGGCCAGUGCUGCCCCGGACAGAGGCAGCCAGCCUUCGGGUGCUGGAGAGGGAGAAAAAGAAACGUGCCCGCAAAGAGCUGCUUAACUUCUAUGCCUGGCAGCACCGCGAGACCAAGAUGGAACACCUAGCACAACUGCGUAAGAAGUUUGAGGAAGACAAGCAGAGGAUCGAGCUGAUGCGGGCCCAACGCAAAUUCCGACCCUACUGAGCCAAGCAAUGGUGCGAACAAGAGGGCCAGCGGGGCCUGUGACUGUCUGCAAUGCUGUGCUCUGGGGAGCAGGCACCAGGCCAAGGGGCCAUUGUAUCCAUCAGCCCCACUGGCCGCCUCAGGUGCCCAGCAUCCUGCCCGGCAGGAGGACUUGGCCCUCAGGAAGCAGCUCCCUCAGGAAGCCAGACUAGCCAUAUGGUCCCCCUCCCUCCGAGGAGAAGCACCACCUGGAAAGCAGUGGGAGGCAAGCAUUUUAUUUCCAUCCAGGCUGGCAGCAGGGCAGGCUCCAGAAGCCAUUCCAGCCCCUGCCUACUUCAGCCAUCUCCAGCUCAGUGUGGCCUAUGAAACAGACCCUUCUCCUCCAAAUCUACACUCUGUUCUCUUCUCGAAGUCAGAUGAUAAGGUCAGAAUCUCGUCUCCUUCCCCCAGCUCUGCCAUAGUAUUCUGUGCC
Castor canadensis (American beaver) is the source of this 1525-nucleotide messenger RNA. The record is from RefSeq and is a predicted model, not a curated record. NCBI's taxonomy places the organism in Eukaryota, Metazoa, Chordata, Mammalia, Rodentia, Castoridae.